Molecule: messenger RNA, 1769 nt
Organism: Lingula anatina
Lineage: Eukaryota; Metazoa; Brachiopoda; Lingulata; Lingulida; Lingulidae
Product: general transcription and DNA repair factor IIH helicase subunit XPD
Biological process (GO): transcription by RNA polymerase II; positive regulation of mitotic recombination; nucleotide-excision repair
Cellular component (GO): nucleus
Molecular function (GO): hydrolase activity, acting on acid anhydrides, in phosphorus-containing anhydrides; ATP binding; damaged DNA binding
Source: RefSeq, a predicted model, not a curated record
UAUUUUGGUUGUGACAGUUUUGGCCGAAGAAGAAAUCGGUUUAAUAUUCAGUCAUGAAAUUGAAUAUAGAUGGACUGCUGGUCUACUUUCCGUAUGACUACAUCUACCCAGAACAGUAUUCAUACAUGCUGGAACUGAAACGAUCUCUGGAUGCUAAGGGCCACUGUGUACUGGAGAUGCCAUGUGGAACUGGCAAGACGGUGUCAUUGCUGUCUCUCAUUAUUGCUUAUCAAAAGACGUAUCCCCUCGAUGUCACCAAGCUGAUCUAUUGCUCCAGGACAGUCCCCGAGUUGGAGAAGGUUGUAGAAGAACUGAAGACCCUUAUAGAAUACUAUGAGAAGGAAACAGGAGAGCCAAAUGACUUAGUAGGCCUAGCGCUGAGCUCUAGAAAGAAUCUGUGCAUUCAUCCAGAGGUCAGUCAAGAGAGGGAAGGAAAGACAGUUGAUGGAAGGUGUGCCAGACUCACUGCCUCCUUCAUCAGGAACAGAGCCAAGCAUGACAUGUCUAUUCCUGUUUGCUCAUUUUAUGAGGAGUUUGAAAACCAAGGCAGAGAGGCCCCCCUGCCUCCAGGAGUGUAUAAUUUGGAUGAUCUCAGGGAAUAUGGCAAGGAAAAACACUGGUGCCCAUAUUUUUUGGCAAGACAUGGGAUUAACCAUGCAAAUGUUGUCGUGUACAGCUAUUAUUAUCUUCUGGAUCCAAAAAUUGCUGAGUUGGUCUCCAAGGAGAUUUCUAGGAAUACAGUGGUUGUGUUUGAUGAGGCUCAUAAUAUAGAUAAUGUGUGUAUUGAAUCUAUGAGUGUGAACCUUUCUAAAAGAACUUUAGAUAAAUGUCAAACAAAUGUAGAACAGCUGACAAGACAAAUUCAGCAAAUCAAAGACUCAGAUGCCCAAAGAUUGAGAGGAGAAUACCAGAGACUUGUUGAUGGUUUGCGUGACGCCAGUGUUGCCAGGGAAACAGACAUGAUUCUGUCGAACCCAGUACUUCCAGAUGAAGUUCUUCAAGAGGCAGUCCCAGGCAAUAUAAGAAAUGCAGAACAUUUUGUGAGCUUUUUAAAAAGGUUUGUGGAGUACCUGAAAACCAGACUAAGAGUACAGCAUGUUGUGUCAGAGAGUCCGCCAUCUUUUCUACGAGACUGCUCUCAGAAAGUCUGCAUUGAAAGAAAGCCUCUUAGGUUUUGUUCAGAGAGAUUGGGAUCGUUGCUAAGAACACUUGAACUUGCAGACACCACUGACUACUCUUCUCUCAUCCUCAUGGCAAACUUUGCAACCCUCGUGAGCACAUAUGCCAAAGGGUUUGUAAUCAUAAUUGAACCGUUUGAUGACCGCACUCCGACCAUCUCUAAUCCCCUCCUGAAGUUUAGCUGCAUGGACGCCUCUGUGGCCAUAAAACCAGUCUUUGACCGCUUUCAAUCUGUAGUCAUAACAUCUGGGACAUUGUCUCCAUUGGACAUGUAUCCAAAGAUACUGGAUUUCCGUCCUGUAACCAUGGCAACUCUUACAUCAACACUUGCCAGAGCCUCAGUGUGUCCAAUGGUUGUAACUCGAGGGAAUGAUCAAGUAGCAAUCAGCUCCAAGUUUGAAACAAGAGAAGAUAUAGCUGUGAUACGUAACUAUGGCAACCUCUUAGUUGAACUUUCCACAGUGGUACCAGAUGGUAUAGUGUGUUUCUUCACCAGUUAUGUAUAUAUGGAAAACACAGUUGCUGCAUGGUAUGAGCAGUGUAAAACAGGGGCAGAAGACCCAGGAGACGGCCUCAAUCCACCCCUGUAA